Phlebotomus argentipes is the source of this 6178-nucleotide messenger RNA. RefSeq lists its product as uncharacterized. Gene Ontology annotation, cellular component: membrane. Lineage: Eukaryota; Metazoa; Arthropoda; Insecta; Diptera; Psychodidae. The transcript is spliced from 21 exons. The record is from RefSeq and is a predicted model, not a curated record. Gene Ontology annotation, molecular function: G protein-coupled receptor activity.
AUGAUACCUCCAUCAACACAUUUGAUCCCUUACCCACCGCAUUUGCUGUCCAUGCCAUCAUACCUGUGGACUCUGCUUCUCAUGGCUAUUCUCAUAGCCAGGCGCAGUGGCGUUCGGGCUCAGCAGCAGGCGCCAAGUCAGCAGCAGCAGCACAACUUAUGCGGUGGCUACUUGAAUGCAACACAGGGCGUCAUCCAGACGCCCAGCUUCCCCAGCAAAUUCCCCGUUCCCAUCACCUGUGUCUGGAUCAUCGACGCCUCGAGCAAUCCCUCCGCCAAUGUGUCCAUCGUCAUCUACCUGACGCAGAUGUACGCCCUGAACGGGCUCAAGUUCACCGAGUACAUGUACUACAGUGCCGACUACAAGGUGCCCAGUCCGCAGACGUUCGAGAUCAGCGAGGACAACGUCACGCAGGUGACGUGGCUCAAGUUCAGCAGUCCCUACUUGGAGGUCAAAUUCACCAUGCACUCCAUCCACGGCAGCCACCUGCGCGCCCUGGAUCGCCUCCUGGACGUCUACGGCUUCAACAUCACCUACGAAGUGGGGCCCGUGAAGACCUACCAGUGCAACGCACUCAAGUGCCGCUUCCUGGGCCACUGCUUCGCCACACACAACUUUAGCGACUACUACUGCUCCUGCUUCCCCGGUUUCAGUGGCACUGACUGCGGCUUUGGGCCGCUCUGCAAGGAGUCAAACAGGAGCUUCUGCGAAAAUGGUGGGAUUUGCAAGCACAUCGGAGAUGCGGCAGUUACGUGCCUCUGCCCUAAUGGAUUCAAGGGAAAUAAGUGUGAUGUACCAGAAGUACAUUCAGUUAGUGGUCAGUGUGGAAGUGAAAAUGCUGACAACUGCCAUCGAGAAUGUGUAUCCAAUGGUGGUGAUGACAAAUUUUGCAAAUGCCGUGCUUCGUCAGCAAAUUUUCAUCGCCGCCAGGACAGAUACGAGGUGACGAUUCGACUCGGUAACUCAUCACUUUUUCUUGGAGGCGAUAAGGGCAACAAUAUCUCGACGACAUCCACAAAGAGAAUCAAUACAGUGCUCUCGAACCAUUUGGAGAAAUACAUUAAUCGAUUCCUGCGAAAUUCCAACAUCACCAAUGUCACUGAUUUGGCGAUAUCCAAGGAAUUAUCAACUGGAGCAGAUGUAACAUUCCAUUUCUUCGGGAGUGAAAUGGACGGAUCGCGAGUUCGCGAUGCUGUCAAUCGCUUAGUGGAACGAGGACGAAUCGGGAACUUCACUUUGGUUCAAACAUAUCAAUCAUUUCGUCAAGAACCCGGCUUACAACUGCAGUCGGUGGUGGUCAAUCAAAAGUCUGCAAUUCGCGAAAAAUCCGAAUUUAUUUUAUCAUGUGUGGCUCAAGGAUCGCCCAAGAUGACUUUCCGCUGGUACAAGAACGGCGUCUUCAUCAACAUUACGAGGGCAACAAGGAAUAUGUGGACACGUCUGCUCCCGCUGGAUUCGAAAAACCAUUACACAGCCCUACUGGGAAUAUCCAAGACCAGUCGCCUGGAUGAGGGCCUCUACACUUGUCAGGUGGGCGAUUGGGGGCGGCAGCAGUGCCAGUCGACGCUGGUCUAUGUCCUGCCAGCGCCGCAGCUGAGGAUCGAUCCGCCCAGCGUGACUCUGUACAGAGGCGAGUCGCUCAGACUGCGGUGUCUGUCGCCCAACAAUGAUCACAGAUACGGCCCGCUGGGCUACAGCUGGUCCAAGAACAGCCAGCUCUUCCAGUCCGACCCCGCGACGGAGUUCUGGGAGGAUCUCUAUCCGGACGGCAGCAUCCUCAACAUCCGCAACAUCCAGAAGUCCGCCGAGUACUCGUGCGUGGUGUCCAACAUGGUGGCGCCGGUGUCCAAGAGCGUGUACAUCACGGUGAUAGACAAGGGCAUGGUGGAGCUCUGUCCGGCCAACAAGAAGUUCGGCGUGCAGUGGCCCGCCAGCGCCCCUGGGCCGGCCGUCCUGGCCGACUGUCCCGACCACGCCGCCGGCCAGUCGAAGAGGAUUUGCGAGCAGACGGACUUCGCCAAGCCCCGAUGGCUGCAGCCGGACUUCUCGCAGUGUGUGCCAGAGCAUUUGGGGGCGAUUUACAAUGACUUCCUCGAAGUGACGUUCGGCUAUCAGAGGUCGAAUACGUCGGUCAUUCUGCAGAACACCCUCGAGUAUGCCAUCAACAGGAAAAUCCACUUUCUGCCCGGCGAGGCGGCUUUUCUGCUGAAAAUGCUACAAGAGAUUCACGAUUAUUUGGACGAAGUUGGAUCGCAAUGCGAGCGUGACAUUGCAUCGGAUACGACUCUUCAAAUUCUCGACAUCAUACUGAAAAAUGAAUUUUCCAUCAACAAUCAGCAGCAAGUGAAACAUGUCCAGAGGUUAUUCCUCAUGGCGGCAUCGAAUCGGGAAAGUGUGGCAACGUCAGGACCGAAAUUGGCCGCAUCAACGUCCAACCAAUUGAGCUCAUUUCGUUUGCACAACACGCCCGUUAAGGCCUUGCCAUUCGAAUUGCAAAUAUCUGGGGAUCAGCUGUUCUCGGAUCAAUUGUACUUGGAAAUCAACAAGGGCACGACGUCCCUUCUCGAUUUCAUCGGCAACUCAUCCCUCUCCGUCACUGUAAUCUCAUACAGGAACCUCACGAGCUUUCUGCCACACAUGUACAUCACUCGGAAUAGCCAAGGCAUCGACAUUGAUUACAUUCCAGCAUCUCGCAUCAUUUCUUCAUGACUAUUUCUGACCAAUCGAUCAUCAUCAGUGGAGGAGUCCAGCGGCCAGCAGACCAUUCCCAUGGGCUUCGACUCGGCGCGCGUGGAGAUGAUUCUGCAGCACAGUCAUGCCCCAACACCUGAGUGGGUGCCCGUCUGCGGGUACGAUUCGUCGACAAACAACCAGGAAGCGUGGAACACUGACCUGUGCCUCACGGAAAACCUCCUGGAAAACAUCACGCGGUGCAUUUGUCCCAUUUCCGGGACAUAUGUCGUCCUGCUCGCCCGACAGAAUUACAAUACUUCCGCUGUUCAAACAACAACUCGACCAAUGUUUGUCAUCCUCUGCUGUGGCUGUUGUUUCAUUCAAUCAUGUACGGCGUUCGCAGUGCUGCUUCCGGUGCUGUACCAUCGUAAAUGUAGCGUAACUUUUUUGAAGAUGCAGUUUUGUACAACCACAUCGACUGUGAUGGCCAUUUUUACUCUGGGACUCGUGAAGCUUCUGCCAAAAGACUGGUCCGGCGUGAUUAGCUCAACACUGGCUGGGCUCCUGCUGAUGGGAUCCACAACUCUUAUCGCCAUAAUUCUCAUCGUCCAAUACGAGGUGGGACAGCAGCUGCGACGCGCUCAAUCAGUGAACAUCUCCUCUGGUCUGCGCGGUGCCAUCGGCCUGAGCUGGCUUCUGCCUAUUUUGUAUGCAAUGUGUGUCCCGCUGGUACACAGCAUCGUGAAAAUGUGGCCCAACAAUUGGUGGCAAGAAGUCGGAAGUUUCGGAUUUAUGCUUUUUGUUGGAACGGAAAUCCUAUUUGUGAUACUGUUUGCCCUUUUAUUCUUCACGUUGAUAAGGAAGCUCGUGUAUUUAAGUCGAAAGAGCGACAAACAUAAUUCAUCGAUUAUGCGGAGAAUUGGACUGCUCGUGAGAUCGGCCUUCCUCUACAUUGUGAAACUACUCACAAUUGUCUCAUUCCUUAUCUACAUUAAUUAUAACGAAUUUAUCAACAGUUGCAUCUUCGGACUGAGCUGUUUUAUAUUGGGUUCAUCAAUUUUGCUGUGCUUUGUUGUAAAAGCCGAGGAGAAGCUUAAAUUUGAGCCAGUGCAGAAGCUGAAAAACGGCAGCCUGGAUGAGAAUUACUACACAGGAUCCAUAAAUAGUCCACUGAGCUAUUUCACAAAUCAAGACGUGGAGCAGGACAAUGAGGGGGUGCCACCGUCGGGCAAGGUUCCCAUGGCGAUCCUGUCGCAGUCACAGCAGCGCUGUCCCCUGGAUCGCCUCGCCACGAUGAGUGGUCAGAGUGCAGAGACUUUCAUGAGUGCUGGCAGUUUUUCGCCACUGCCCUCCAUCGAGGGUGGCAAGGUGCUCGCCUUCGACGCGUCGCCGAAGCUGAGGGAGCAGAGCGACGGCAAGUUCCCCGUGGUGGAGCUGCAAAGCCACUCGUCCCAGGCGUGCGGCAACUACCAAGUCUCCCCGGGAAAGUGCUUCAUCCCGGAGCCAACGGAGUUCGUGGGUGUGGGCGGCCUGGACAUCCUGCAGGGCGUUGCACCAGGUGAGUCAAUCCUCCCCUCCUGUGCAACACAUUGUGACACGUGUUGCACUGCGGCAAACGUGAAAAUUACAUCCAAUUUGACUCUCGCACGCUACACAAUUGUGGGCAUCAGGGCGCGGAUACCGGCAGACAGUGUUGGCCAUCAGCACCAUCACUCACAUCACUUCCACCACCGCGCCGCGCCAGACGCCGUGAUUAUUCCCUCGUCACCGCAGCCGCCGCUGCCCAUCAUCACGGUCACCUCGCACGAGGAGGACGCCGCGAUGGAGGGCAUGCUGGACAGGAUAUCGCACGACCUCGACUACCUGCUCAAUCGCACGGCCACGCCGCCCGAGAGCGUGCCCGUGAGGCGGAAGGGCGAGCAGACGGUCCACUUUGCGCCCACGACCUCCGCAGUCGCCACCAUCCCAGUCGCCCACGCCCCCGGCGCCCAGGGCACCCCCGCCGCUUCCUACCCCAUCGGCCACAGCGUGCAGGAAGUGAUCAUCGAGGCGGCCGAGGAGUGAGUGUGUGCUCAGUAUUCAAUUACCGCCCCGAUACUUCCUUCCUCGCGCCCACGGGUGGCACCAUAUCAGGCGAGCGGACGGUGGAGAUUGAGGACAAUUGGCUCUGUCAUAGGGGAGGCUGGGGCCUCCUAGCGAACUCAGACGAAGCACUGACACAAUUCAGUUCCUCUAUGGCGUUUUGGGGUUAUUUUUCCUCCCCAAACAGGUAUGGAAAUAUGUUGGGAAAAGCUGACCAAAUUCAGUAUUGUCGCCUAAACUCUUGCACCAUUUCCGUGGCUAAUUGCAAUCAAAUUGACAAAGCCUCAAAACAGAUCAAUAAGUCUAACAAUAAUCAUAGUUUUUCUAUUACGCGCUUAGAAAUAUUCUGUUUCAUCUUUAAUAUCGUUUAUUGGUGACAAAGAACUUUAUCCACUGUUAAGUUUUCUCUCUUAGAUAAAUAAUAGCAAAACAAAGUGGUGUUUAUUUCCCCAAACUCUCCUAUUAAGUUUCUCACUGGAGGAAAUGUUGAUUAUUUGUCUCUAAUGACAUAUUGGAAAUGUUGGUGGCUUAACAGCAACAAUCGUGCGAUUAAAUCUGUUACGCAAACCCAGAAAAUCUCAUAUUAUGUAUUUAUUUAACCACCAGUAAUGCAGUUCGUUAUUUAUACACUUUAAAUAUUCCCAUUUGACACACAUUGUUGCUAAAUAAACCGUAUAUAGUUGCUGUUAUAUUGACACUUGUUAUAUUUUAGUUGUUUGCAUAAAAUCUUGAAAAGUGUCAGGAUAAUCAACGCUCUUGAAAAACUGUCAAUUCAGUGCAAAUUACACGCAAUAUAUAUACUGAAAAAUGUUUAAACUGGCGCGUUGAUUUAAAUUGGCUUUAAAAUAACAGUUGAAAAACAGAUUCAGCGAGUUAUUUCGCAGCGCUUCUGUUUAUUAUAAAUUGAUUUAUUUGUCAUGAUAACUUCGCUAUGAAAAUCUCAUUUAACACGUGAAAUUGACGAAGGACUGUGCUGAAUAAAUAAUUUGGCAGAGAGUGAAUUAAAAACUGUAUUGAGAAUAUUAAAAUCAUUCGCAUCCAAAUCAUUCACUGUAAUUCACGCAUUCAUCAUGAUGGCCUAUUUUUCAUCACACAUAAACAAAUCUAUAAAACAUUUAUGGAAGAAAUAUGACCUAUAAUGAUGUAGAUAAAAAUCGGGGCAGAGCUAUUCAAGAGUGAAAUGCGUUUUAAGAGAUUGUUGCAACUGAAGGAAGUAUCAGAAGCGCAGUAAGAACAAGGUAAUAGUAAAUAGUUUCUAUAAUAAACAAAUACUUACUCUUAGCGAAAAUUUUUGUACAUUUAUCUCUUAACAGGAAAAAUGAUAAGCAAAACUGUCACUCUGUGUAAAAAAAAAUGAAAGAUCUGUCAGAAAUCAAACUUCAUAAAUUAAUUUUUUUAUGUAAAACCAAAGUGUAAAACGAAA